UAGUUUGCAAGGAUUUCAAAAAUUCAGUUAUUUAUCAGUACAUGUGAAUUUAUCGAUCUUUGUUUGCAAUACUUCCUGGAAAGAAUGAAAAGAUGGAUUCAGACUGUUCUAAAAUAAAGUAAUUGACGGAAGAUCUACAACAUAUUGACUGCAAAGGUUGUAGUAGCCCAUCAGAGGCAAGUCCAUGAGGAAUGUGUGCGGAGCACCAGCAACGGGCAUUGUAAAACCAAAUGAACCCUUUCAUUAUGGCAACUUUUCUGCUGGGAUUCAUCCUGCUUAUUCAACUUUCGUAUGUACUUCCAAAACCUGUUACAAAUGCAGAGUCAGGAGAAAUUUAUCAACAGCCCUUUGAACACUUGAGAAAGGAUUAUUUGGAUUCACGUUGUUGGCCAGGAAAUGUUACUAAUAACAGAACUUUUCAAUGUCUGCCUCAGACUGUUAUUAUAGGAGUCCGAAAAGGUGGAACCAGAGCACUGAUUGAAAUGCUUAGCCUUCAUCCUGACAUUGCAGCAGCUGAGAGUGAACUGCAUUUCUUUGACUGGGAGGAAAAUUAUAAGAAAGGAUUGCAGUGGUAUGCUAAUCAAAUGCCAUUUUCACGGCCUGAUAAAAUCACAGUAGAAAAGACACCAGCAUAUUUUACCUCUCCUAAAGUGCCUGAGAGAAUCUAUCAUAUGAACAAAACAAUAAAGCUUUUACUUAUCCUUAGAGACCCUGCUGAAAGAGUACUGUCUGACUACACUCAGUUGCUGCACAAUCAUAUACAGAAGGGCAAAUCUUUUCCUCCUAUUGAGACAUUUUUAAUUAACAUAGAUGGGAAGAUAAAUCUUGAUUACAAAGCGGUAAACCGGAGUCUGUACUAUGUUCACAUGCAGAACUGGUUGAAGUACUUUAAUUUGGAGGAUAUACACAUCGUGGAUGGGGAUAAAUUAAUCCGAGAUCCCUUUCCAGAAGUAGAAAAAGUGGAGAGGUUUUUAAAUCUUUCUCCGCAGAUACAGGCGUCCAACUUUUAUUUUAAUAAAACAAAAGGCUUUUAUUGUUUAUGGGAUGGUGUUCGUGAGCGGUGCUUACAUGAAUCAAAAGGAAGGACUCACCCACAUGUAAACCCUGGAGUGCUUAAUAAACUGUAUCAGUUCUUUCAUGAGCCAAACAAGAAAUUCUUUGAGCUUGUCGGCAGGCCUUUUGACUGGCAUUAAAUACGUGCUUGUGACUCAGACUGAGUUUGCAAACCAGAAUCUGUUCAAGCUAUACAUAUACAGUAUUACAGACUGUGAAGAACAAAAUCUAUAAUUUAUUUGUAAACCUAUAGAGUUGAUAUAUAUGUACAGCAGUAUAUUUGUUUUAAGUAAACUAGGUAUAUUUUUCUAUAUUACAAGUUUAUAGCAAUUUUACGUUGGAAAAAAUAUAUAUUGGUUAUGUCUGUACAGACACUGACUAAAAUAUUAGAAAAGUAUGAAAUGUUUUUAAUACUAAUGUCUCCUUUUUUAGGAGAAUCAAUUUACUAUAUAUAUAUGGCACAUGAUGUGCAGUUCCGCAGUCUGACUGUCAAACAUCUGGUCUUCACAAGCAUAACCUUGUGUCCCAGUGAGUAAUGUUUCAUACUUAAGAGUUCGAAAACUUAUUAUUUGCUCCUGUCAUGAAUUGUCAAGGAGUGCAAAGCCAUGCUUUUGUUAAUAAAAUUAUUGAUAACCUUUCA
Molecule: messenger RNA, 1693 nt
Organism: Protopterus annectens (West African lungfish)
Lineage: Eukaryota; Metazoa; Chordata; Ceratodontiformes; Protopteridae
Gene: HS3ST1
Product: heparan sulfate-glucosamine 3-sulfotransferase 1
Exons: 2
Coding region: 231-1193 (320 amino acids)
Molecular function (GO): [heparan sulfate]-glucosamine 3-sulfotransferase activity
Source: RefSeq, a predicted model, not a curated record